AUGAUUUCACCCAUGUCAACAAAUCUACGACAGAAACAUGAUGAACAACACGAAAUUUCAACAUUAAAUACACAACAACAACAACAAAAUACACAUGAUAAUACUGCUCCUUCCGGAAACUCUAAUAAUAUUCCCUCAUUUAAACAAGACCAAACUCAGGUUUUAAUAAUGUUGGAGAAAAGUGCUUUUCUGGAAAAUUUAAUAAACACUUUAUAUCUCGAAAAAAAAAACCUACUAAACAACAUAUCGCUAAAUAACAAAGGUAAUUACCCUGCACCACCAAACUAUCAGUUUUUAAGUUAUAUAUUAACAUCUCAAUUUAAAUCGGUUGUUUUCAAAGAUGGCACUAAUUCCGUGGGAUUAAUAGACUACAUGGUAAACAUUGUUGAUUUUAACAAAGUAUGCAGUGUUUAUGUUGAUUGUCUAUACCGCUACCUUGAAUGGUGUCAAUUGGUUAAUCUAACUUUAUAUCCUAUCAAAAAUUUAGUCACUAAUAAACAAGUUUUAAAAUUUUUAAUUGAGGACCAAUUUAAAUAUUUGUAUGGGGAAGAGUUGAUCAAUUUAAAUUUUGAAGCUUUAUUAUUUUUCAGGUAUUUACAAGAGAUUAUUUUUGUAAAUAAGCCUGUUGUAAUAUAUACUACUUGUAAUGGUAUAAGCAAUGAUGAAAUUGAUACCGAGUUUGGCAAAGCGAUUUGGGAGCCUCUAGAUUCAAAUAAACUUUUGUCCUACAUACACAAAGCUUCAGUGACUAGUGAUCUUAUUGUUAAUACUAAUAACAACGCUCCAAAUUAUGAUUAUUACGAAAAUGGUACCACUAAUAGUAACGAAGAGAACAUAUAUUACUAUAAUAAAGACAACAACAAUACGAACAACAAUCAUUUAAACGAAAUACAAGCGGAAAAUAAUUUUUUAAGGCAAAAAAUUAUAGAUUUAGAAAAUCAUGUCAAUAACUUGAACGGCACGAUAAUGAAUUUACAAAAAAUAAUGCAGAAUAAUAGUAAUAGAGGUAAUAUUUCAGCUAUUAGUAAUAAUAAACUUUCUGACGAUGAGGUAGUACCGCCAACAGAAAAUACAGAACAAGUUUCUGAUUCAGGAAGAACUGCUGAAAACAUGGUAAACUCACAAAAUGGUUCUUUAUUAAAUUCGGUACCAAUUACACAUAAUAACAAACCUUCACAUUUCUAUUAUUCAGGGAAAAAUUUAGUUGCAAAAAGUGCUAACUUUACUAAAAAUACGGAAUUUCAUUCUUCAAGCACUAUGCCAGCCACUAUUGCACCUGAAGGAAAUAUAGCAUUUGACACAAGUAUUGCAAAUAAUAAUGCACCCACGCAUGAUAUUAACGUAUCAAAUUCAAACGUAUUGGGUCCUAAUUCUACCAAGACAGCUAAUUCCGACGUAAAUAAUUUAAAUUUAGGCGUAACUUCUAAUCCUAAAAUGCUCAAGACUGUUAACACAGAUAAUAAUGUUAGUAGCGGAAAUAUAACAAGCAAUGCUGUUGAAAAUGAGCGAGUUUCUCAUACUUUAGAAAAUGAUGUUCCGAUUGAAACUAUACAAAGAUCGGAUGCUUCUCCUAUGAGCAAUUCCCUUGUUACUACCAAUCCAAAUUCUUCCUCUGUACUAGUACAGCAACCUACGCUGAAUAAUGGAAGUAAUGCAGGUUCGACUAAUAUCUUCCCACAUAUAAACACAAACAAUAUGGAUAAUUACAGACGAUCUUCUUCAUUCGUAUAUUUUAAUCCAUACUACAACACUAAUACUGGUUAUAAUCAUAGUGUGGUUAGUUUCACUUCUGGAGUGAAUAAUAAUAGUAACAGUUAUGCUGUUAAUGGACCAGCUCCUAUUAGAAAUUUAAGUACCCCUUCGUUGACUGGUACGUUUACACCUAAUGUCAAUUUUCCUACUGGUACUUCCAUAUCUUUCCCCCAACAACCACAAUUUUAUACGGCAUUCACUAAUAAUCCGUAUACUUUAAAUGCAAAUAACCCUAAUUUUAUGUUUACACCUGCUGCUACUAUUCAUAGUAACAGUAAUGCAAGUGCUAAUACUAUCAACACUACAGCUUCGAGCAUAAAUUAUAUUGAUACAAUGGUUAUUGAUAAACCUGACACUAUUACUAAUACUGCUGGUGCAAUAUCUGUGUCAAAUAGUGCUACAAAUAUUCCAACUCAUGUAAUUAAUGUGGCUAGCGACGAUUUACCAACUUUUAUAGCAGAUGAUAAUAAUACGACAACGGGUAAAAGAUCAUCAACCUCUAAUCAAAUGGGAACACAUAAAAGAUAUAAAGCCGAUAGUGCAAGCCCUAAAUCUAUCACUACUAACGUUAAUGACAACGGUUAUAUUAUUGUCGACGUUGAUAACACUAACAAGGGGAAGAUUCAAGACUUUGAGACCAAGGAUAAAUAUAAAAGCGACGAUAAAGACAAAAAGAGAGAUAUAUAUUUAUAUAAAGAUCAAGAUAAGGAUAAAUUUGUGGAAAAGAGUGAUUGUAUUUUGAAGGGAACAAUAGCCAAUACCGAUGUCAACUCUAAUGAUAGAAUUUAUGGUAUUUACAAUAGUAGUCAUUCUAAUAGCACUGCUCACAGUAAUACCAAUAAUAACAAAAACAGUAGUAGCAACCAUCAUCCUAUAUUCCGGAGCAAGGCACCCGUUUUAACUAAAGGUGAUUUAUUUAAAAAACCUUAUGAUCCAAUAACUGGCAAAAAUUAUUUUUUUGUUGACGUUUCUUCCGCAGACGUUGAUUCCAAAAAAAACAAAAGGAAACAGAAGAAAAAGAGUACCAAUGAGAACAACAAAGAUGAUGGCUUAAUAUUAACGGCACCUUGCCCUGAGUUUAAUAUUCAACUAGAACAAGACAUUUGUAAUGUUUAUAAUAUCUAUAAUGAAUAUUAUGGUUCUUUAAAAAUCCAAAUUGAGGGAUAUACCCGUGACUAUGGGAAAAAGGGGCUAAUUAAAUUUACGAAAAAAAGAACGUACCAAAAAAGAAAAGCGCUGGUUGCAUUAAUCGAAAAAAUUUGUUCUUUUUAUAAUGAUGAAUAUGAUCCUGAAAAAGUUGUUGAUAUCAUUGAGAAGUAUAGACUUGAACAAAAUAAGAGCGUUGCCUGGGUUUGUAACAAUCUAAAUGAGUUUAAAAAUUCUUUAAUGGAAUAUUCUGAAGUUAUUUUUAAAGCUUUAUCUGAAGACGACAACGACGGUGGGAAUAAUGGUCAUUCUUGGAAUCCUAAUGAUAAUGAUGAUGAAGCGGAUGAUUAA
This is a messenger RNA of Saccharomycodes ludwigii, 3249 nucleotides long. RefSeq lists its product as uncharacterized. Lineage: Eukaryota; Fungi; Ascomycota; Saccharomycetes; Saccharomycodales; Saccharomycodaceae. The coding region runs from base 1 to 3249 and encodes 1082 amino acids. The transcript has a single exon. The record is from RefSeq and is a predicted model, not a curated record.